CUGUUCUUCACCUCUCUCUCUCUCUCUCUCUCUCUCUCCCUGCGGCGCCUUCCUUCUCUCUCCCAAGCUUCCUUCGAUUCACCUCUUAAAACACCAAUAUUGCUUCCUCUCAUUUCGUUUCUCACCUCAUCCCUUCUCCUUCUCUUUCUCCCCAAGGUUUGUGUCGAUCUCGAAUCACAUAGAGAUUUCAAUCGACCUAAUUGUCUCGCCUCUCAUCAAAAACCCAACCCCAAUUUCUCCGAGAUUUUAUCCACUCGGGCAUCUACUCAAUCUGUGGCGUAGAAACCCCAAUUCUCUUCCGUCUUAAAAUUAGGGUUUCUCACGGUGGAGGAUUUUUUUUCCGAUCUAAUUUGAGAUUUAAACGAGGGGAGUGAAGGAAGAAAGGGGCAUCAAUCGAUCGAGAACAACUAAAGUCGUGACAUUUGGGGUUUUCGAAGUACAUGUAUGGCUUCGGAGCCUGUUAACGGAGAUGGAGCUAGAGAGAAGCAGAGUAUUAGAGUCUAUACGAGGAAAGGUAAAGGUCAGAGGAAACAUUCACCCUACUUUGCAUUUGAAGGUGGUGGCGGCGGCGAUAAACCAGAAAACAAUCAUGUGAGUCCACCUGAAACCCUAGCUCGAGAGUCUCUGGAUCCUCUCCAUGAGGCACGUGCCAGUGCACCUGAAGCACGUGCCAUUUUAGACGCUACUGAUAAGAACGUUACUCAACCUGACUCGGGGCAGGAUGAUGUCAAUACAGUGGUUGUUGAUGAGAACUCUAUCAAGGAACCUCCUAAAAGCCUUCCCCUGGCUAUCGAAGCGCCUUCGGAAGCCCUUGUUGUUGUUGACAAGAAUCUCAUUGAAGUGUCUUCUGAGGAUGAGGAAUACGUCCACGUGGUGGACGAAGAUCACCUUAUUAAAGAAGCUAACCUUGUGGAAAGAGAUGCCACUGAUGCUACCACUGAAAGCAUGCCAAUGGAGGAGGAUGUAGAUGGACGGAUAAGGAUACACGUUGCCUCCAAGUCUAAGCAGCAGAAAGAGGAGAUCAGGAAGAGGCUUGAAGAUCAGCUUAGCGUGGUCAGAGGUCUUGUUAAGAAGAUUGAGGACAAAGAGGGGGAGAUUGGUGCGUAUCACGACUCCCCCCUCACUAACGGGGGAGGAAGGAUUCUCUCAGGGUUCGCGUCAGCUGGACUUCCUCGUGAGGUCAUCAGAGUGCCAAGGCCUUUGAACCAACUCAGUAUAUCAGUGUUGGAGAAUACUCAAGGAGUCAAUGAUCAUAUGGAGAAAGAGAAGAGAACACCAAAGGCCAAUCAGUUUUACAGAACUUCAGAGUUCUUGCUCGGUGACAAGCUGCCACCCGCGGAGAGUAACAAGAAAUCAAAAUCGAGUUCAAAGAAGUACGGUGGGGAGGCUGGGCAUGGUUUUGGUGCAGGGUCCAAAGUUUUCAAGAACUGCAGCGCUCUACUAGAGAGGUUGAUGAAGCAUAAGCAUGGUUGGGUGUUCAAUGCUCCUGUAGAUGUGAAGGGUCUUGGUUUGCAUGAUUACUUCACCAUUAUCGAACACCCUAUGGAUUUGGGAACCGUCAAGUCUACGUUAACGAAUAAUAUGUACAAGUCACCGAGAGACUUUGCCGAGGAUGUUAGACUUGCUUUCCACAAUGCCAUGACUUACAACCCACCAGGACAAGAUGUCCAUAUCAUGGCGCAGGUGCUGUUACAGAUGUUUGAGGAGAGGUGGGCUGUUAUAGAGUCGGAUUAUAAUCGUGAAAUGAGGUUCGUCACUGCUUAUGAGAUGAAUCUUCCAGCUUCUACGAUGAGGUCUAGACUGGGUCCAACGAUGCCUCCACCGCCUAUCAAUGUGAGGAAUAGUACAAUGGAUUGGAGUAGUCGCCCUGCGGACUUGCAGCACCCAAAACCAAAUACAACAACGCCUGGCAGAACACCGACCAGUGCAAGGACCCCUGCUCUGAAGAAGCCAAAGGCAAACGAGCCGAAUAAAAGAGAUAUGACGUAUGAAGAGAAGCAGAAGCUUAGUGGCCACUUGCAGAAUUUGCCUCCAGACAAAUUAGAUGCGAUUGUGCAAAUCGUUAACAGGAGAAACACUGCUGUGAAUCUAAGGGAUGAAGAAAUUGAAGUUGAUAUUGAUAGUGUUGAUCCGGAGACUUUGUGGGAGUUGGACAGAUUUGUAAUCAACUACAAGAAGGGAUUGAGCAAGAAAAAGAGAAAAGCUGAGCUGGCUAUGCAAGCUAGAGCAGAAGCCGAGAGGAAUGGCCAACAACAGAUGGCUCCAGCACCAGUGGCACGUGAGUUUUCUAGGGAAGGUGGCAACACAGCUAAAAAGACACUCCCUACGUCAUUACCUUCUCAAGUGGAGAAGCAGAACAAUGAGCCAAGCAGAUCAAGUAGUUCAAGCAGCUCUUCCAGUGGGUCCAGCAGCUCUUCUAGUGAUUCGGACAGCGAUAGCUCUUCGUCAUCUGGAUCAGAUCAGACCUAGAGACUACUGUUCAAGAGGGUUUGAUGUUGACAAAUAUGUAAGGGCGUUUGAAAAGAUGGAAGAUUAGAGUUAGAAGAGAGCAUUUGGGAGGUUAAAGAUGAGGUGACGUACAGGCUUGAGGCAGAAAUAUUACAACGUGGUUUUGUGCAAGGAAAGAUUGUAUUAUAUUCACGACUGUUAGAUUAUAAAGAAGUAUAUUCUUUCUUUUUUUUUGUUAGAAUUGGUAGUUAGUUUGAUUAUGUGGCUGGUCUACUUUUAGAUAUAACCGUAGGAGGGUUGGUUUGGUCUGUUUCGGCACUUUUGUAUAUCUCUGCCUCUCUCUCUCUAUCGUUCUCUGGUCUUUAGCUGUUUAGUUGGUUUGACUCUUUAAUAUUUCUUAGGGCUUUUGAAUCAGCAAAAAGCAUCACAAGAGAUUCUUGAUGACUUGUGUAUUGUGAGCUUGUUAUCAAUCAGAUUUGUUUUUGGCCACUUA
Molecule: messenger RNA, 2941 nt
Organism: Brassica oleracea var. oleracea
Lineage: Eukaryota; Viridiplantae; Streptophyta; Magnoliopsida; Brassicales; Brassicaceae
Product: transcription factor GTE4-like
Exons: 5
Coding region: 445-2469 (674 amino acids)
Molecular function (GO): protein binding
Source: RefSeq, a predicted model, not a curated record